AUGGCUUCAAACAUGAACCGAUUCCAGGAUGCCGAGAUGUUCAUGCCUCACGACUUUGUCAGGUCCAUUCUAGGCUGGGAUGGUAGACUCAAGCAACUGUACGACAACAACCAGUGGCUAGCCCAAGUCGACAAGGAGACUUCCGACUCUGAAUUUUCUAUUCUUCGUCACGCUUUCCUCACAGACGGUCAUAACUUCAUCUCUAUCUUGACCGAGUUCCUGAACACUGUCAAGUGGCAGGAAUAUUUUGUUCACAUAUGCACGCAAAGAAUUACCCAUAUGCCCGUUUUGAUGCAUUUGAUCUACGAGGCGUCCUUUGAGUCGCGUAGUGCAGAUGUACAGGGCUCGGUAGGAAACGAGCCAGCAAACCCUGUCUUCAACUUUGAGAUUAGCAAUUUGAGUGAUAGCAAAUUGUUGCGUAAAGGUUGUAUCGAGGCAAUCCGAAAUCGCUAUUGCGAAUCCAGACGCCCGGUUGGCGAUAGUCUCAAGGAUCGUAUGAAUGGAGCCUGGGGCGAGCACAAGUUCGACGAGGUCAACAGUUUGACCCAGCUACAUGAAGCCGUGACAAAAGAACGGGACCACUUCGCCGGCCUAACGUUCGAAACAUCUACGAAACCAGAAGUACUAAUCGCAGACAUCGACGCUGACAUCAGGAGACUCGAUCGCACUCAUGCAAACGAUAUGUCAUUCGGUUACGUUGACGCCAUGAACGCAAUCGAGCCCUAUUUCUUGUCACAGUCGCGACGCUGGAAAACCAUCGGGAAGAAUCUCUAUGAUCUCGGUUUCCGUGUGGGAGCUGAUAUGACCCGAUGGCCCAUGAGCCCUCAACAAUGGACCAUAGUCAAGGCGCUCAAGGCCGUCAUCAGCAACGAGGGACCAGGCAUCAACGUCAUGCUGGCCCGUCUCGAAAAUUAUCAAAUUCAGAUCCAGAAGCAGCAGCAGGUCAUCACGGCCCUGCAGUUCCGUCAUCUUCUAGAGCAUCUCCCCAUUGGUGUUCGUGAUCGAUGGCUGGCAGGACCGAGCACAAAGUCAGACCAAGUCAUCAAAGCUUCCAACUGGGAUAGGAUGAAAGAAGUUGAGAAGUGGCAAGAGUUUUGGUCAGAGUCUGUGAGGCAGAUCUUCAGGGUCUACAAGGAAAAUGGUCAAGCUGCCUGGGAGGGCAUUGAAGGCCACGAACCCAGUCCUUUUGCCCAUCUUUUGAAGCCUUACCUUGGUCAGGCUUUGAAGAAGAGUAAUGAACAUGACGCGGUCACGUUUCUGGCUGGUGAAACUGACGUUGGAGAACGUGCGAAAAGGCUAUACAAUACGCUCAGCCAAAUCAUUCAUCAGUAUUCGGAUUCUAAGUUUCAAGUCAAUCGACUCAACUUCAGCCCACUCGAUGCACACAUCCUAGCCGCUCUGAUCCCAAAGAACACCAACCAGAAAAAUAAUGGCCAACGUGCUACUAAAGGCGAGCCUUGGAUCCCUUUUGAUGAGAAGACCGAGGUUGCUGCAUGGAAGAAGGAGUUCCGGAGAUAUAUAUGGGAGAAGCCAGCCGAAGUCAUCCAGAAUACAUCGGAGACUUCGGAAAAAGGUCCGCUUGAUCGGGUUGAAGACAUGUGGAAGCAUCUACGUUCCAAGUUCCCAUUCUCUGUAAUCUUUCCCAAAGACCUAGCCCUGUCAUCGGCCACUUUUGACGCCGAAGCCUGCACAGCUGCCAUCGCCGCAAAGUUUCUUUUGACUAAGAAACACAUCAAUUCCUGCAGCAUGAUUCACAACGCUGUGCUAGCAGCAUUCUUUGACGCGAUCGGACUAAUGACUCUGAUAGCUGCUGGACGGAGAGUCAGGAGCGAUCGUGUAGGCCUGAGUGUGGAGAGUUCAUUUCUAGCUCAUCCAGGGGACCAAGUUGAAGUAACGGGCACGCUGAUGCGAGAUGAACAAGACCAAAGCUUCUUGGUAACAAUUCACAUCAAUUCUGUGGAUGACACUGAGGUUGCAAGUGGCUACUUCAAGGCUUGGGGAGUCCGAGAGACGAAUGCAUCAGAAGCAUACGAUGGCAUGAUCUAG
Molecule: messenger RNA, 2046 nt
Organism: Fusarium graminearum PH-1
Lineage: Eukaryota; Fungi; Ascomycota; Sordariomycetes; Hypocreales; Nectriaceae
Exons: 3
Coding region: 1-2046 (681 amino acids)
Source: RefSeq, a predicted model, not a curated record